Heterostelium album PN500 is the source of this 921-nucleotide messenger RNA. RefSeq lists its product as uncharacterized. NCBI's taxonomy places the organism in Eukaryota, Evosea, Eumycetozoa, Acytosteliales, Acytosteliaceae. The transcript has 3 exons. Bases 1 to 921 code for a protein of 306 amino acids. The record is from RefSeq and is a predicted model, not a curated record.
AUGGAUAAAAUAACUAAUGACCAAUCAACAACCACAACAACAACAACAACCACAACCACAACAAGCUCAUCAGUAACAACAAAUGAAAAUAAUCAAAAUCAAGAUAAAAAGAAAAGAAUAAGCAAAUCAGAGAUAAUAUCAAUACAGGAAUCCUCUAGUUUCCACCAUGGUAAAUGGUCCACUUCAAAGACAUUGGUGUAUCCAAAUAUUGAUCGACUUAUCAAUGACUGGUGUCCAAUCAAGUAUAUCGUAAAGUUACAACUCAACAAAAGAAUGUUUGAAUGGUUAAUGACGUUAGAGAAUGUCGAGACAUAUAUCUUUUCCACCGUUGAGAAGCUGCACAUUCAUUGGAAUAAAGUUACCAAUAAUUGGAAUGGAGUUACCUCUCAAAAGGUUAGUGUCACUAGUUUCGAGAUGAUGGCUCUUACCAUGCCAAAUCUGAGAUAUUUCAUUGCCAACAAAAUCAUGAUCAACGAACAUUUGAGAACUAUAGGAACAAUCAAUUCACUCAAGAAGAUAAAGAUCAUAGGAACAUGCCAAUUUUCUUUAUUUAAUCUCCUCGAUACUAUACCGACUCUGGAAGAGAUCACUUGUAGAUAUGUCGAAUAUGGUAUACUUAUACCAGAUUCACACAGAAAUAGGAUCAGAGAGUUGUCAAAUGUUAGUAUUAGAAGCUAUUCUAUUUAUCACUUUGAUUUCCCAAAUUUGAAAAAGAUUGCUUUUUCACAAUAUUCAAGUACCGAUAUAUUCAAGCAUUUCAACGAAUCAACUUUCAACAUCACUCACAUUUCAGUAUUCUUGUUCCCCAAUCUGGAUAGCUGGUUUGAUGUCAUCAAUAGGUUACCUUGCAUCGUCAUUGUAGAAGAUCAAACUGAACAUUCGACACAGAGUACUGGUGAUAAAAUUAGUAUUUCUGAUUGA